Messenger RNA from Torulaspora globosa, 327 nucleotides. RefSeq lists its product as uncharacterized. The coding region runs from base 1 to 327 and encodes 108 amino acids. The transcript has a single exon. The record is from RefSeq and is a predicted model, not a curated record. NCBI's taxonomy places the organism in Eukaryota, Fungi, Ascomycota, Saccharomycetes, Saccharomycetales, Saccharomycetaceae.
AUGAAAGUAGAUUCUAAAGGGAAGAUUUUACUACACUUCCUCAACAGCCGACCUUGUACUGUGAACGCCCUAUCGUCGCCAGAUGCGGAAUUGAAUGAUCUCAGCAUUGAUGAGUUAGCUCAAAAGGGAUACUUUCCCAACUUUCGUAAGCAAUACAUUGAGAAUAAGAACGGAACACCGGUUGCUAGAAUACUAAAGAAAGGACCAUACUACUGGUUAUCAUCAAAGUACCUAGCACUACCGUCGCCAGAAAGGAACCACGGAAAUAUGAAUAUCAACACGAUGAGAUACUCCCUGGAUUACAUUCAUCGAUUAUUCGGCAUGUGA